Aspergillus vadensis CBS 113365 is the source of this 1609-nucleotide messenger RNA. Its product is annotated as inositol polyphosphate multikinase. Gene Ontology annotation, cellular component: nucleus; cytoplasm. The record is from RefSeq and is a predicted model, not a curated record. Gene Ontology annotation, biological process: phosphatidylinositol phosphate biosynthetic process; inositol phosphate biosynthetic process. The transcript is spliced from 2 exons. Lineage: Eukaryota; Fungi; Ascomycota; Eurotiomycetes; Eurotiales; Aspergillaceae. The coding region runs from base 163 to 1491 and encodes 442 amino acids. Gene Ontology annotation, molecular function: inositol-1,4,5,6-tetrakisphosphate 3-kinase activity; inositol hexakisphosphate kinase activity.
UUUUUUUUUUUUUUCCUUUCUUCCCUUACCCGACUCGUCCUGCGCCCUUCCGCAUCGCUUGCAAAUCUCAUUGCCUGUGACUCAACUCAUGCGGAAUGCCGUCUAGAAUCCAACGGUCUCUGUUGGACAGUGAAUAAUCCCUUAGUUCUUCGGACACCCAAUAUGUCUUCGUCGCGGUCGGACAGCCUGAAAACCCAGAAACUGGACACCGACAGCUUUGUCGCUUUUGACCAUGCCGCCGCUGGCCACGACGGUGUCCAAUGCACUUUGUCCGGCUCCUUUAUCGCAAAGCCCUGCACCCCCGAAGAAGUCGCGUUUUACGAGUCUAGCGCCCUCCACCCGGAAUUCAGAGAGUUUAUCCCUACAUACAUAGGGACUUUGACCUCCGCCGACCAGCAGCAGUUCUCCGCCAUCGAAGCUGCUCAGCAGUCCGGUGCGAUUGUUCUCCCCGGAUCAGACUACUCCUCGACAUCGGGCACGCCGAGCGCGACCGCACCAGCACAGCUCAGCGCGGCAACCUCGGGAUCGGCGAGUACCGCGCAGGAUCUACCAUGGGUUCCUUCGAACGGGAAGAAGCUGGAGACAGGAAUAUCUAUUGUGCUGGAAAACGUGGCUUCGGGGUUUAAGCGGCCGAAUGUUUUAGACGUGAAGCUGGGCGCAAGGCUAUGGGCUGAUGAUGCGCCGCCUCAGAAGCGGGCGAAAUUAGAUGCUGUAUCCCAGGAGACAACAAGCUCGAAGCUGGGGUUUCGGAUUGCGGGGAUGAAGGUCUGGACGGGCGUGAGUGGAGAAAGCGACGAAGGAAGUAAAACCGAUCCCUAUGCUACGAAAUACGAGGGUUCCGAAGGGGCGCGGGGCGAGGUUAUCGAGAAAGACGGAUAUAAGCGCUACGAUAAGUGGUAUGGGCGGGCUCUCACAGAGGACACUAUUAUAGAAGGGUUUCAAAAAUUCCUCGCUGGUGCCAAAGCUGGGGCCGUUGACCGCUCCCAGUUGGUCGCCCAGAGAUUGGCGGACGAACUGAAAAAGGUACAGCAUGUGCUGGAGGCGGAGGAAAGCCGGAUGUAUUCUUCAAGUGUGUUGAUUGUAUAUGAGGGAGAUCCAGAAGCGAUGGAACAUGCGCUUGUGGAGGAACAAAAGCCCCGGCCUGAACGGGGUGAGUCCGAGGACGAAGACGAAGACGAGGAAGAGGAGAACAUGGAAUUCCACAUCCAGCAGGGCGGGUCAAUCCAGGUGGUUGAUAUACCGGUCGGUCAGGGAACCAAAUCUCACCAGGCCAUAAAUAUUAACAUCGACCCCGAAAUGGCCGAGCUGGCCGAUCUGGGAGACCUGGGGGAUCUAGAAGAUGAUGAGGAAGAGGAUCCCCCAAAGGUGCAUGACCUUCGUCUGAUCGAUUUUGCCCACGCCAGUUGGACACCAGGUCAGGGGCCGGACGAGAAUGUGCUCAAAGGAAUACGGAACUUGAUCAAAAUCCUGUCCGGACUUGCCGUCGAGUAAGUGUACGAUAUGCAGGCCAAGGCAUCGAAACUCGCAGGCGAUAUAGAUGCUAUAUGAAACAAUUUGGUGUUAGCGAAUAUACAAAUGUACAUCAAUUCUUUGAUACCGAAUACUGUUG